Manis pentadactyla (Chinese pangolin) is the source of this 3675-nucleotide messenger RNA. It is a transcript of the gene CTPS2, whose product is annotated as CTP synthase 2. Gene Ontology annotation, molecular function: CTP synthase activity; identical protein binding. The transcript has 20 exons. Lineage: Eukaryota; Metazoa; Chordata; Mammalia; Pholidota; Manidae. Gene Ontology annotation, biological process: CTP biosynthetic process; pyrimidine nucleobase biosynthetic process. Bases 1603 to 3411 code for a protein of 602 amino acids. Gene Ontology annotation, cellular component: cytoplasm; cytoophidium. The record is from RefSeq and is a predicted model, not a curated record.
UUCCUGUCUGCCUCUAAAAAGAAAAGGGGUUGAUUGGACAGCAGCAGAAAAGUGAAAUAAAAUUUCCUUACGACAUAAUAUUUUCUUUUCUUCCCACUUGGGCAUUUCUGCAUGGUAAAACUGAUGGCUUAGGAAAUAGAUUCAGUGUUCAGGAUGUUUGGUUAGGGAGCGCACAUUUAUUGUUAUUAAUAGUGAUGUUAAUAACUAUUAUUAAGUUCUUACUCUAUGUUAAUAUAGGGGUUGAUUUGGACUCCCUCCGUACUAGGCAGCAGCAAACAUUUUUUGUCAAAGGCCAGAUAACAGAUAUUUCAGCUUUGUGGGCCAGAGCUCCCUGCUUUCACAGCUUCUCAGCUUUGCCAUCGUGGCAGGAAAUGGCCACAAUCUGCAAUGGACACUGAAGUUGAGUUUCAUACCACUUUAACGUAUCAUGAAAAUUUUUUGAUCUUUUCUCAGUUAGUAAAAAAUGUAAAAACUACUCUUGGCUUUGGGGCCUUACAGAAGCAGACAGUGGGCCGGAUGUGACUUGUGGGUCUAGUUUGCUGACCUCUGAUUUAUACCUUAGCUCAUUUAAUCGUUACAACCACCUCUGAGAUUUUUUUUAUGGUGGCAUAUUUGAAUACUGAUUUUUUAAAAAGUAGACUUUGUUUUUUAGAGCAGGUUCAUAGCAAAACUGAGCAGAAAGCACUCUCAGUUCCCAUAUACUUGCGCCACAUGCACAGCCUCUUCUGCUGUCAACAUCCCCAACUAGAGUGGUGCACUUGUUAAGCAGUCAAUGAACCUCCAUUGACACAUCAUUAUUAUCCAAAGUCCAUAGGUUACAUUAGAGUUCACUCCUGCUGCUAUCCUUCUGUGGAUUUGGACAAAUGAUUCACCAUUAUAGCAUCAUACAGAAUAGCUUUGCUGCUCUAAAAACCCUUUGUGCUCCACCUAUGCAUCCCUUCCCCCCAAUUCCUGGCAACCACUGAUCUUUCACUGUCUCCGUAGUUUUGCCAUGUCAAAUAGUUGGAAUCAUGUGGUAUGUAACUUUCUGAGACUGACCUCUUUCACUUAGUAAUAUUCAUAUCAGGUUCCUCCAUGUCUUUUCAUGGCUUGAUAGCUAAUUUUGUUUUAGUACCUGAUGAUAUUUUAAGGCACUGGUAGUUUCUGUCCCAUUUUAUGGAUGAAGAAACAGGCACAGAAAGGAUUAAUACCUUGCCCUGGAACAGCUUGUACAGAUCUGUCUGACUCCAGGGCCUGAUCCUAUAAACAUUUCACCAUGCCUCUGAAUCCCGGAGAAAUUUUGUUUCUCAUGAUGAAGAAUGUCACAUGGCAGAGUUGGGGUAAAUGGAAAAUCAGGGCAAUGGAGCCAGCCACUUUGCUUGCAGAAACUAUCCACAGCUUCCUGCAUAUGGGCAAAAGGGAAAAACCUGGAAAAUAAGACUUUCUUUCAAAAGUUUCAAAUAUUUAGAAAAUAGGUAGAAAAAUGCUGUGUGCUUUUGAAAUUCGGGUAUAACACACUUUCUGCUUUAUACUGGUUUGAGAAAAUGUUUCUUUUCCCUUACCCUGAAUUUUAUUAUCUUUCAGAUUAUAUCUGGGUGCUGGUACCCAGUCACUCCUCUGCCAAUGAAGUACAUCCCGGUCACUGGGGGGGUUAUCUCUGGCGUCGGUAAAGGGAUCAUCGCCAGCAGCAUUGGGACGAUUCUAAAGUCACGUGGACUCCAAGUUACUGCCAUCAAAAUCGACCCCUAUAUUAACAUCGACGCGGGCACUUUUUCCCCUUAUGAGCACGGUGAAGUGUUUGUCUUAAGUGAUGGUGGAGAAGUUGAUUUAGACCUUGGUAAUUAUGAAAGGUUCUUGGAUAUUAAUCUUUAUAAGAACAACAACAUCACCACUGGGAAGAUAUAUCAGCAUGUGAUCAAUAAAGAGAGGCAUGGUGAUUACCUGGGGAAAACCGUACAAGUUGUCCCUCAUGUUACUGAUGCUAUCCAGGAGUGGGUUAUGAAUCAAGCCCUGGCGCCUGUGGACAAUAAUAACGAAGAGCCCCAAAUAUGUAUUAUUGAGCUGGGUGGCACCAUCGGAGACAUUGAAGGAAUGCCAUUUGUGGAAGCAUUCAGACAAUUCCAGUUUAAGGCAAAAAUAGAAAAUUUCUGUAAUAUCCAUGUCAGCCUUGUCCCUCAGCACAGUGCUACUGGAGAACAAAAAACUAAACCCACACAAAACAGUGUCCGUGUGCUGAGGGGGUUAGGCCUGUCUCCCGACUUGAUUAUCUGCCGAAGCUCUACACCCAUUAAAAUGGCCACGAAGGAAAAGAUUUCUAUGUUUUGUCACGUGAACCCUGAACAGGUCAUAUGUAUCCAUGAUGUUUCUUCCACAUAUCGAGUACCUUUGCUUUUGGAGGAACAAGGCGUUGUUAAAUAUUUUAAAGAGAGAUUGAAUCUGCCCAUUGUUGAUUCUGCAAGUAAUCUGCUUUUCAAGUGGAAAAAUAUGACUGACAGGUGUGAAAGGUUACAGAAAACGUGUUGCAUAGCCCUGGUUGGCAAAUACACCAAGUUCAGGGACUGCUACACCUCCGUGUUCAAAGCCCUGGAACACUCGGCCUUGGCUGUCAGCCACAAGUUGAACCUGAUGGUGAGCUCCCAGCCGACUCUUCCACACAUUUCACUCGUUCACUCUGAUAUCUUCAAUGAGCUAUGGAUUUCCAUCUGCUGGGCUGAUGGAGUUCUUGUGCCAGGAGGCUUCAGAAUCAGAGGAAUGCAGGGAAAAGUCCAGGCAAUUUCUUGGGCAAGGACAAAGAAGAUUCCUUUUCUGGGAGUUUGCCUCGGGUUGCAGCUUGCAAUGAUUGAGUUUGCAAGAAACUGCCUUAACUUGAAAGAUGCUGAUUCCACGGAAUUCGAGCCGAAUGCCGGUGUUCCUGUGGUGAUUGAUAUGCCUGAACAUAACCCUGGUGAUUUGGGAGGAACAAUGAGGCUGGGAAUAAGAAAAACUGUUUUCAAAACUGAAAAUUCAAUAUUAAAGAAACUUUAUGGUGACGUACCUUUUAUUGAAGAAAGACACAGACAUCGGUAUGAGGUGAACCCUAGCCUGCUCAACCAAUUUGAGUGGAGUGACUUACAUUGUGUAGGCGAGGAUGUCAGCGGGGAGAGGCUGGAAAUCGUUGAACUGGCAAAUCACCCCUAUUUUGUUGGUGUCCUAUUCCAUCCUGAGUUUUCUUCUAGGCCGAUGAAGCCUUCCCCUCCGUACCUGGGGCUAUUACUUGCGGCUACUGGGAAACUGAAUGCGUACCUGCAACGGGGACGCAAACUGUCUAAGAGUCACCUCUUUCUGCUAAUGGAGAAGAAAUGGUGGCUGCCCUGGGGUAACAUAAAAGUGACAGCUACAGUGAUUCCAGUGAUGACAGCAUGUCAGAGCCAAGGACAGCUGAGGUGGAAAUAAGCUGAAACUAAUACAUGACUCAGAAUAACCAGGAUGGCCUGAGCAAGCCAUGAAAUAACUAAAGCCAAGAUGAAGGAACUUUCUGAAGAAAUCACCACACUCUUAUUUAACUCUGUUUGCUACCAAACAUGGGAUGAAAGUCUCCAAGGGAAUCUAACAGUCUGGGCUUCCAGAACCAAAGGGGUAGUUUCCCCUUUCCCUCCAGAGGUGGCCUUUGGUUCUCACAAAUUUUUGUAGCUGAUUAAACUUUUUCCAACAACCUAA